Pteropus alecto (black flying fox) is the source of this 599-nucleotide messenger RNA. RefSeq names its product hemoglobin subunit zeta. Gene Ontology annotation, molecular function: oxygen binding; iron ion binding; haptoglobin binding. The transcript has 3 exons. Lineage: Eukaryota; Metazoa; Chordata; Mammalia; Chiroptera; Pteropodidae. Gene Ontology annotation, cellular component: haptoglobin-hemoglobin complex; blood microparticle; hemoglobin complex. Gene Ontology annotation, biological process: oxygen transport; hydrogen peroxide catabolic process. The record is from RefSeq and is a predicted model, not a curated record. The coding region runs from base 1 to 516 and encodes 171 amino acids.
AUGUCUCUGAUCAAGUCUGAGAGGACCGUCAUCAUGUCCAUGUGGGGCAAGAUCUCCACACAGGCGGAUGCCAUCGGCACUGAGGCCCUGGAGAGGCUCUUCACCAGCUACCCACAAACCAAGACCUACUUCCCGCACUUCGACCUGCACCCGGGUUCGGCGCAGCUGCGCCUGCACGGUUCCAAGGUGGUGGCCGCCGUGGGCGACGCGGUCAAGAGCAUCGACAACAUCGCCGGCGCCCUGUUCAAGCUGAGCGAGCUGCACGCCUACGUCGUACGCGUGGACCCCGUCAACUUCAAGCUCCUGUCCUAUUGUCUGCUGGUCACGGUGGCCUUGCACUUCCCCGCCGACUUCAAGGCCGACGCCCACGCCGCCUGGGACAAGUUCCUGUCCAUCAUAUCCAACGUCCUGACCGAGAAGUACCGCCGAGGGCAGUCACCGGACCCCGGAGGACAGGCCGCGACCUCUCUUCUACUUCCGAAUUCUCCCACAGUUCAUCCCGGUACUCCCCAAUAAAUAGAUAAGGAUGGAGUAAGCUGGGUCCUGCGUCCUCAGUAUUGGGAGACGGAGGGGAUAAAAUAUGGGAUAGAAUGGGGGAG